UGUAGACGUAGUGCAGAUUUCCACCCUUCAGUUCAACUCUUGGUCCCGUUUGAACAUGUUGUGUUGCUGUCAUUAUAUCAUUAUUUUAAAUCGGAUGUCAUGUAUCUGAUGAUCCUUGAUCUACUCACAGCACCGUGAUGGAAAUGUUUUAUCACAUCAAUGACGUUUUCCUGCAGCUACAACUCAUCAAAUCCCAUUUCUCAGUGAGGUGGUGUCUUCAGAUCAAGAAAAACUACAACUUUCAGCCAUAAAAUGAUCUGGAGAAGAAAACUUUUGACGCCUGCAACAUUUGUGAUCAUCAUUAUGAAAAUCUUUCCUGGUCACACUCUAAGAUGUUAUCCAGCAGAAUAUCAGAUAGGAAACGAAUGCUGUCCAAUGUGUCCUGCAGGAAGUCGAGUUAAAACUGACUGUUCAGAGUUCAGAUCGACAUCAUGUCUGUCCUGCCUCCAUGGAACCUUCAUGGAUAAACCCACUGGGCUGAAGGAGUGUUUCCCCUGCACCAACUGUGAUGAAGUGCAUUAUCCUGCUGAAAGAUGCCACAGCCAUCAGGAAAUACUGUUUCCAUCAAAGGAUGUUCAUGGUCUGCAGCAAUGCUUAGAUUUGGGUCUGAAGGUAAAGACAUCAUGUACAACAACAUCAGAUACAGUUUGUGAACCACUGGAGGGGUUCUACUGUAUUGAUCCAAUAGGAAACAACUGUGCAGCAGCACGUAAACACAGAAUCUGUCAUCCAGGACAAUACAUCAAACAAACAGGAACAGCCUUCACAGACACUGUGUGCUCUGACUGCAGCACUGGAACAUUUUCAGAUGGAACAUUUACAUCUUGUCAGCCACAUUUUCAAUGUGAAUCAAUAAACCUUCAGCUGAUAAAACCAGGAAAUGCUUCUACUGAUGCUGAAUGUGGAAGAAAAAGUUCAAAUGUCUCAGCAGCUGUGAGCAUCCCCAGUGUUUUACCUUUUUUAUUAAUAUGUGGUGGAAUAGUUUUUUUUUUUUUAUUCAGAAAGAAGGAAAUGUGUUUUAGACAAGGUGAGGAUGACAGAGAAUGAUCCAAAUGUUAACAUGGCUUUUUUGGAUGAUGAUAUUUCUGCCAAGUCAUGAUUCUGCUAAUUACAAUGUUUUUCUUGGUUUUGUUUCAUAGCAGGAAGAAACAGAAGUUUGAGAGUUUCCAUAGUAUUAAAUUUGGUUCUGUCUUGUGUGUUCACUGUUGACAACACUUGGUUUAUCAAUGAAAUUGAAUCAUGUCAUUAUUUUUUUCCCAGUCUUGUUUAAAAUGGAAAAUUACGGUAAGAUGAAGAACCUGUAUUUAAUCUUGAUUUUAAACUUUAAUGUAUUUUUGCAUUUCUUGCCUUACUUAUAACCAGCUGCUUUAACAUGUAUAUAUCAUUUAGUUUAGUUUCAUUCACACAUCAAAAACAACACAAUACAUGGUGUAUACAACACAUAUUUUUGUUUCCAAUAUUUUACACAGGCAGAUGUGUGAAAAGGGUCACCCCAAGGAAACUAUUUAUAGCUUUUAAAUAGGGGCCCAGUUUACCAUGAAUACAGGAUAUUGGCCAGAUAUCCAUAUAAUUAUGGACGACAUACAAAUAAAUAAUUUACAUACAGAUAAACAAUAGACAAUCUCAAUGUUCAGGUUACGCUGAAUUCAAUUUGAAGUACCAAAUAGUAGUUUUGACAAGGAGGAGUUAACACGUGCAAGCAAGGUUCAGGUGUUAAUACAAUUUCCAAUCAGCACAUUAAACAUACAUUUCUAGUAGUUGAGUUUUUAGUUUUUUCUUGAAUAUGGAGACAGAAUGUGACAUUUUUAAUUGUUCAUCAAGCUCAUUCCAGAUCUGUGGUCCUCUGCACACGAUGCUAAAACUUGUACAUUUUAGUCUUCUCUUUUUCCCAGUGAUUAGGUUUUUAUUCCUGGUGGUGUAAGUGUGCGUAGGAGCACAGACUGGGAUGAGGUGACAUAGUUUACUAUUUAAUUUGUGGAUAGUCUGGAACAUUAUACAAGCAUUCUGAAAGUAGUUGUAUUCACUGGGCCUCAGGAGAUUGUGGCGAUGGAAGAUUGUUUUUGUGGGGGAGUUAAAUACCGACCAUGUUAAGGCGCGUAUGACUUUUUUUUGGAGUAUCUGAAGCUUUUUUAAGUGAGAUGGAAAUGUAUUGCACCAUAUGAUAUUACAGUAUUGUAGAUGAGGUUCAAACAAAGAUUUAUACAGUGGAAGAUAAUGUCUCAACUUAAAAAACAGAGCAGCAUAUUUGGACAGUUUAGUGAUCAGUUCAUCAAUAUGUUUUUUAAAAUUAAGGAAUUCGUCAAUAUAGAUCCCCAAGAAUUUCGUAGCACUCACUCUAUCAAUGUUUUGCCCGUUUAUUUUUGGGCAAAUUUGUUUAAUAUCAUUUUUUUAUGGGAGCGGAACACAAUGUAAUUUGUUUUAUUAAUAUUUAGAGAGAGUUUGUUGCAUUUAAACCAUGUAUUUAUUUUCACUAAUUCACUAUUUAUGAUUAGUUCAAGUGUAUUUGGAUUUUUGUGGGAGAAGAACAGGUUUGUAUCAUCGGCAAAUAAUACUUUGUGUAAUAUGGACGAGCAAUUAACAAAGUCAUUUAUAUACAAGAUGAAGAGGAGCGGCCCUAAGAUGGAACCCUGGGGAACACCAUGGUUAGUGGGUUUGUAUGAUGAAUUAUGGUUGUUGAUGAAAACGUACUGAUGUCUUCCGAGCAAGUAGCUGCGGAACCAGUCUAGCGCUAAGCCUCUAAUGCCAUAGUGUUUUAAUUUACUGAUUAAGAUAUCAAUCUGGAUGGUUUCAAAAGCUUUGGAUAGGUCCAAAAAAAUGCCAAUCCCAUAGUCGCCUUUGUCGAUUGCAUCAUAGAUUUUAUCGGUUAAAUCAAGUACUGCCAUAUAUGUAGUGUUUUUCUUUCUGAAUCCAUACUGGGAUGGGACAAUGAUGUUUUUCUUGUCAAGGUAGCUGUUGAGUCUGUUAUAAACUACUCUUUCUAAAACCUUGGAGAGAGUGGGUAAGAUUGAUAUUGGUCUAUAGUUGCUCAAAUAAUUCUUAUCCCCAAAUUUAAAAACUGGUAUAAUUUGUGCAAUUUUUUGCCAUUUGUGGUACUACUCCAGAGAGUAGAGAUACAUUUAUACAGUGGGUAAGAGGUGCAGUAAUUAUGUUGGAGAUGCUUUUCAGAAUUUUACUAGAAAUUCCGUCAGUUCCGGCUGAGUUUGAACUCUUCAUACUCAUGAUUAUUUUAUAGACCUCAUCACAGGUAGUUGGAUUCAGGAAGAAGGAGUCCAGGUAGUUACCUGAGAGAUAGUCUUUAAAAGAGGCAUCCUGAGGCUGUCUAAUUUUGCUGGAUAUGCUACUACCAAUGGAAACAAAGUAGUCAUUGAAUUUGUUAGCAAGACUGUUAUUGCUGGUGACAUUGCUUGUAUUAUAUUCAUGGUCAGGGAUCACAGGAGUUUUUUGGCCUUUGUUUAAGACCUUGUUUAGCACUCUCCAAGAUUUCUUGGAAUCACCCUGUGAUGCGUUUAUCAAUUCUGCGUAAUAAUUGCUUUUCCUCAUUCUGAUAAUAUGUGUAAGUUUAUUUCUAUAAUUACUGUAUUCAUAUAAAUUAUUAUUAUUAGGAUUAUUUAUGUAUCUUUUGGGACAAGGUACGUUUUAUCCGUUUGUUUCCUGGCUAUAAAAGACACAAGCAGAAACAAAAAAUCAAGCCGUUUUUUCGUUUUUUCAUUUUGAGCAAAAAACAAAAAAACAGGAAACGGUUCGUUUUUUCGUUUUUUCGUUUUGAACAAAAAACAAACAAAACAGGACACGGUUCGUUUUUUCGUUUUUUCGUUUUCACCCCCAAAAUGAAAAUACGACUCCAUAUUCCGUUUCAUUGGUGGGCGGGGCUUCGGAGCCUGCCAGUGCACAAUAAAGCUCCUGCCCAUCACAAUAAAGCUCUUGUGCUGGCAUUCAUAGACAGACUGACUUUCAUUGUAUUGCCUGCCCCCACUGCACUUCCCCGAACUCGAAAUCAAAGCAAGUCAUGUACACAGUAAUGACAGUCAUAACCAGUGGUGUAGUCUAGUUUUUUCUAGUGGGAAUACUCCAACCUCAUAAACCAAAGCCAGGUCAGGUUCUCAUAUAUGUGCGCGUGCACUCACAUGUCCACGCGCGCGCGCGCGCGCGCGCGCACACACACACACACACACACACACACACACACACACACACACACACACACACACCAGCAGCAGCUCCUUUAUUUCAAACUACCAAUUAGAUACUUAUAGACAUUAUAUCAGGUAGACCUGAUGUUUCCUCUUCAUCAGGUAGACCUGAUGUUUCCUCUUCAUCAGGUAGACCCGAUGUUUCCUUUUCAUCAGGUAGAACUGAUGUUUCCUCUUCAUCAGGCUCCCUUUCCUAAACGUUAACCUUAGCUCCAGCUGUAGUGUUCCCUAAAGCGGCAGCAUUCACAGGACAAGCAACAGGCUUAUUAAAACACUGAAAUAGUUUCAUUUAGCUUUGCUUUCUUUUUCUUAUUUUUUCUCCACUGACUGAUGUUGGGUCAUUAGAAGUUCUAGACUCAUGUCCCUCUUCUUCUAAGUCAGGGGUAUUCAGCUAAAAUUCAGAGAGGUCCAGUCAGCAAAGGUCCAGAACAUCAUAAUAUCUAACUUGAGUUACUGUGAUAUAUGCUGAUGUAACCUGGUAGUUUUAUUAGAGUCUGCCUGUAAUCAAAAACUGACCGUCAAAUAAGUUCAGUACGGUUCAAAAACAUUUUGACAUUUAUUAAUAAAUAACUUAUAUGUAACUGUA
Messenger RNA from Acanthochromis polyacanthus (spiny chromis), 4776 nucleotides. RefSeq names its product tumor necrosis factor receptor superfamily member 14-like. Gene Ontology annotation, cellular component: membrane; external side of plasma membrane. The record is from RefSeq and is a predicted model, not a curated record. The coding region runs from base 253 to 1047 and encodes 264 amino acids. Gene Ontology annotation, molecular function: transmembrane signaling receptor activity; protein binding. Gene Ontology annotation, biological process: apoptotic process; positive regulation of peptidyl-tyrosine phosphorylation; immune response. Lineage: Eukaryota; Metazoa; Chordata; Actinopteri; Pomacentridae. The transcript has 8 exons.